UAACCAAAACACCAGCAACAAUAGCCACAACAGCAGCAACACCACCAACACCAAAAGCAAGUCCAUCUCCGCACGCAAGCGGCAAGCAGCAAGCCCACCCACGCUCAUCCAUGGCCGUGCGCGGUGCGUGCGAUACGACAAUAUGCGAUACGAUAGUCUUUCAUUCUGAGCGCGUAAAGAAAAGAAAAGGAAAAGGAAAUGAAAAAGGAAAAAACCCCAGUUAUCCCACUACAACCGUGUCUUGUGCUUGUGCUUGUGCUUGUACUUCUGCUUGUGCUUGUACUUCUGCUUGUGCUUGUGCUUGUAGAUGUAGAUGUACGUUUACUUGUGCGUAUGCUUGUGCUUGUGCCUGUGCUUGUGCUUGUGCCUGUGUUGGUGUUGUUCGUACCAGCCCGUUUGCAAACGGCGCGCUGUGCUGUUUUGCUAUGUUGAGCGCGUGCGUAGAUGUAGAGGUGUGGAGGUGUGGAGGUGUGUAGGUGUGUGUAUGAUGCGCCGAAAGACAGGUUGUUG
This is a messenger RNA of Aplosporella prunicola CBS 121167, 510 nucleotides long. RefSeq lists its product as uncharacterized. Lineage: Eukaryota; Fungi; Ascomycota; Dothideomycetes; Botryosphaeriales; Aplosporellaceae. The coding region runs from base 111 to 476 and encodes 121 amino acids. The record is from RefSeq and is a predicted model, not a curated record. The transcript has a single exon.